Messenger RNA from Gongylonema pulchrum, 314 nucleotides. The record is from the annotation of a GenBank genome assembly. NCBI's taxonomy places the organism in Eukaryota, Metazoa, Nematoda, Chromadorea, Rhabditida, Gongylonematidae.
AUGCAAGUUUACAAGAUAAAUCCAACACGUGUCCAAACGGUGAAUGACUCUUUAGCAAGGACGGGCACAAACCAGCUAGGUGGCAUUUUUGCAAAUGGGCGUCCACUACCGUCGCAUCUCCGGGAGCGCAUCAUCGAGAUGGCUGCUUCAGGAACCAAGCCCUGUCAGAUCUCCCGCGAAUUACAAGUGUCUCACGGAUGUGUCUCAAAGAUUCUCUCCAAGUAUCGCGACACCGGCUCAAUUCGGCCUGGCAAAAUCGGCGGUUCCAAGCCCAAAAAAUCCAUUCCUCAGGUAAGCUUAAAGUUACCCUAGAU